AUGUCUGUGCAUUGUGGAUUUGUGAGAGGAGAUAGGCCUGGACGCAAGUCAGGAUAUGAUAUUGGUGAUUCAUAUCUUCUUUUAAUGGACAUGUGUCAUGGAGUCGUGGUUUCAUCUGCAAUAUUUGAAACAGAAAAGUUUUUGAGGAAUUCAGAUCAUUUGGAUAUAGCAAGAAGAUUGGAUUGUGGAGAGUUGUUGUUGUCUACAACCUCCCUUACACUGACCCAAGGCGCAAUGGGAAGGUUUUUGUGGAGGGAGAAUGCUAGUUUUGCGAUAUCUAGACAUUAUAAACGGUUUGAUGUGUUUCUAGAAGCUAAAGCUAAUAAGGCUGCUCGGAAGUACAAUAAUGCCUCCAUUGACUUUCAGACUGACUUUUAUAAACGGGAAGACUUAACAUGUGUUGUAAUACGUGAACACAUUCCAAUUUCUAAUCUUUUUACUUGUCUUUGGUUCAACGAAGUUGACCGGUUUACAUCUCGAGAUCAAAUUAGUUUUUCCACGGUUCAAGACAAGAUCCGGUCCAAUACUAAUUGGACCGUUAACAUGUUUUGGGACUGUGAAAGGCGAAACUUUGUAGUUCAGCACCCGCCACCACCAUCACUACCCACUAACACCACCCCCACCAAUCACCCACCAAAACCACUACCCGUCACCACCAUCAACACCUACCUCCACCACCCAUCACUACCACCCCCACCCACAUCAAUCACCCGCCACCACCACCCGCCACCACCACCAACCACCACCCUCCACCACCAACCACCACCACCACCACCUAUCACCACCCAUCACCACCAUCUGUCACCACCACCUCCACCCACCACCCACCAAAACCACCACCCGCCACAACCAGCACCCGCCACCUCCAUUACCACCACCCCUACCACCACCCGCCACCUCCACCCACCACCACCAACCACCACACCCACAUCCAUACAACACCACUCAUCACUACCGACCACCACCACUCAUCACCACCACCACCUCCACCCAUCACCCACAAAAACCACCACCCCUCACCACUAUUACCACCUACCUCCACCACCCAUCACCACCUUCCUCACCCACCUUAAUCACCCAUCACCACCAACCACCACCACCUACCACCAUUACCACCAUUCGUCACCAUCACUUCCACCCACCACCCACCAAAACUAG
Messenger RNA from Lactuca virosa, 1158 nucleotides. Lineage: Eukaryota; Viridiplantae; Streptophyta; Magnoliopsida; Asterales; Asteraceae. The record is from the annotation of a GenBank genome assembly.